CAUGGAGGAAGGAACCAGUGUUUCGAGGCCACCCCUGAUGCGUGGUCACAACUACAACUUCUGGAAAGGGCGUAUGAGGGCAUUCCUGAAAUCACAAGGAGGAGGAUUCUGGAGAACUGUGGAAACUGGCUGGACAGAACCAGUAAAAUACUCAGAUGAUCUGUCUACAACAACUGUCAAGAAAUUUGAAGACUAUAGCAGAACUGAAGUCCUGGCUGCUGAGCAUAAUGAUAAAGCCCUAAAUGCUAUUUUUGGUGCAGUUGAUGCCACACAAUACCGUCUCAUUUCAAACUGUAUUAGUGCAAAGGAAGCAUGGGAUAUUCUUGAAGUCACACAUGAAGGUGAUGAGAAGGUCAAAACUGCAAAGUAUCAGAUUCUCAUGACACAAUAUGAAAAUCUGCGAAUGGAUGAGAAAGAAACUAUUGUAGAAUUCCAUGGAAGAGUACGUGACCUUGCAAAUCAAGCAGCGAGAUUACAAGAGCCGUUUCCAGAAUCAAAACUUGUUCUAAAGGUGCUGAGAUCUCUACCAAAGAGGUUUGAUAUGGAUGUCAAGGCAAUCUCUCAAUCACAUGAUGCAAAAAAGAUGACUCUUGAUGCUUUAAUGGGUAAUCUUGAAACAAUCGAAUUAAACAUGAAGGAGGAUAGCAAGAGACGAAAACCAGAGAAGCAAAUCGCCUUUCUAGGAACUGAUCUGGAGAAUGAUAGUGAAGAUGUUUUAGCAUUUGAUGAAGAAUUCCAAGAACAGCUAUCUCUAUUCACAAAGCAGUUAAAAAAGAAGUGGAUUCAAAAGAAGGGAAAGAACCAAAUUCAAGAAGGGCCUUCUAAGACAUCCACUUUCAGGGAAUCACGUUUCAAGGAAGGAAAGUCGUAUGAUAACAGCUCUAAGUACAAAGGGCCGCUGUGUUUUGAAUGUGGUGGUCAUGGGCAUAUCCAGACUGAGUGUGCAAACAACCUUAAAAAGAAGAGACAAACAUUCUCAAUAACCUGGAGUGAUGAGGAUACUGACGAAGAUCAGGGUUGUGAGGAAAGCAACUGCGCUUUUAUCUCACAGUCAGAGUCAGACGACCUAGUUGAGCAACACAUGGAUCUUCAAGAAAAGUGGACUGAACUGCUUAUGGUUAACAGAAGAAAUAUAGCAGAAAAGAAUCAGCUGGCUUGUGAUCUAAAGGCUCUGAAGCAGAAUCUAGAGAAAGCAGAAACAGAUAAUAAUCUUACUAACAUCAACUCAGUUGAGGGAGGAAAUGUUAGAUUUGGUGGUGGAGCACAAGGCAAAAUUGUUGGGUGUGGAAUACUAAAUGUUUCAGGACUUCCACCGAUCAAGAAUGUGUGGCUUGUACAAGGACUUCAGGUGAACCUACUCAGCAUCAGCCAGAUAUGUGACCAAGGGCUGGAGGUCACAUUUACUCAACAAAAGUGUUGUGUGAAAGACAAAAACAAACUGGUGGUACUAGAAGGUGACAGAACAACUGACAACUGCUACAGAGUCACUCCAAAUGUUCUGUGCUUUCCUGCUAGCCAACAAGAUGCAAGGCUAUGGCACUACAGACUUGGUCAUCUAAAUUUUAAACAUCUCACAACCCUCUCAAACUCUGAUGCAGUUCGAGGAUUGCCCAAGAUAAAGAGACUAGAAGAGAGAGAAAACCCCAAAAUCAAGCGGCUGAACUGGAAACGCACCAAGAAAAAUCAAGAAGUCAUGGUGCGCAUCAAAAUGGCUCUACCCCAAAGGUGGACAGGGAAAUCAAAGGCGAAGAAGAAGACAUUUCUCAGGCCCUCUUGGACGAAGUUUUUUUCAAAGGGAGAAUCGUCAUCAUCUGCUACAACAUACUCUAAAGCGGCAGGAAAACCAGCAGUCUUGCCCCUUCUCUCAGACGACGAUGGUAUGCAUCUUCCAAUCUUAGAGUCAACCGAAGUGUUACUUCUGGAGUAUACUCCACUGAAUCUCCAAAGAGAAGAGACACAGCAAAACCCUAUUCUUGGAGAAAGGCACUGUGUAGAAGAAAUUAUGGGGGAAAUCCUUGAAGAAGAUCCGAUAGUUGCAUGCUCUGAAGUCCCUUUCCAAGAUUCUGUGCCCAGAUCUGACGGAGACAACACUAAAAGGAAGAACAUCUCUAGACCUACCCGAUGGUCUCUGAGAAAGGCCAAGGCAACGGUGAUGACGGUGGAACCAACAAACGAGCAGCUAGAAGCCCAAGAAUCUGAGACAAAGAAGAAGAAGAUGACGAAAAGAAAAGCGAAAGAAGAACACUCCUCACCAGCAUCUUCACUCAAAAAGGCAAAAUCCUCUGCAGGCUGUUCAUCUUCAUCAGCACAAGGAAGGGAGACCAGAAGCUCAAAGGUCACCAAACCAGGCAACAGUCCAGGGAAGCCCUCGGUUAAGCUUUUCACUUCUAUUACUACUAAAGCUUUUUUUAUUGACAUUGUGAAGAAAUCAAUUAUACUGCAAAGGAAUCUUGAUGUGCCAGAUUUUAGCAAGAAAACAAAUCUUCUGCCCAUACUUCACUCAAAUAAGCUGUUCAAAUCUGUUACUCUACCUGGUUCUUUUGUGAAACGAGUAAUACAAGAGUUUUACAGCAACUUAUCUAAGUCAUGUGUUGAUGCUGAUGAUCCCUCUUACCAUAAAGUUUUUGUUCGAAGAAGGUUCUAUGAUUUUUCACCCUCUGUAAUCAACAAUUUUCUUGGCACUACCACCAACCCUGCAAUUACACCUAUUGCUGAAGAAACUAUGUGGAAUGAUCUUACCAAUGGCCUUAGGGAUUUUCAACAUGGGAAAACCAAAGUACCAUCCUCUGUGCUCAAAAGCUCAUAUGCCCUACUGCUCAGAAUUGCUGCCUUCCACUGGUUGCCAACCACACACACUAACACAGUUCCCCUCUGCAUGGCCACUCUACUUUACAGAAUCAAAAACCAUGCACCAUUUGAUCUGGGAAGAAUUGUGUUUGAGCAAGUGAUGACUUUUGCAGCUGCAAAAUUCAAGAUUUUGAGAAGGAGGAAAAUGAAGAAGAAGAACCCAUACCCUCUUUAUUGCAGGUUGAUAGUAGGCACUUGGAAGGAAGUCACUUCAAUGACAUGGCUACAGCUGGAACAUCCUCAGCAGUAGCACCAAAUCCAGCCUCCGCAGAUUACCAGCUUAGCUUUCUUGAAAAGGAGAUCAAAUCCCUCCAAAUGGAUGCAGAUUAUCAUUCAGAUUGCACACACCCUGAGGCAAACAAGACGUGCACAGAGUAAGGGGGAGAAACUAGCUAAACAAAAGGCAAUUGCUGUA
Molecule: messenger RNA, 3262 nt
Organism: Cuscuta campestris
Lineage: Eukaryota; Viridiplantae; Streptophyta; Magnoliopsida; Solanales; Convolvulaceae
Source: the annotation of a GenBank genome assembly